Molecule: messenger RNA, 4600 nt
Organism: Cercocebus atys (sooty mangabey)
Lineage: Eukaryota; Metazoa; Chordata; Mammalia; Primates; Cercopithecidae
Gene: PLEKHG7
Product: pleckstrin homology domain containing, family G (with RhoGef domain) member 7
Exons: 15
Coding region: 118-1713 (531 amino acids)
Biological process (GO): Rho protein signal transduction
Molecular function (GO): guanyl-nucleotide exchange factor activity
Source: RefSeq, a predicted model, not a curated record
GGGAUGCUCUGAAUUGUUGCGUUCUCAGCCUACGCCAUAGACCUUCAGAUCUUCAGCAGAGCAUAGAAUAAGGAGACGUUCUGGUACCAGAAGGGAGACAAGAUUAUUCCAGCAGCCAUGGGACUAGUCCCUUCGGAUCUGACCAGCUUGGGGCAACGCAACUCAGGGUUCUACGAGCACAGGCGGAGUUCUGUGGUGCUGAACUUACCUGGACUUGAGGUGUUCCCUGGGGACCUUCUGGUGUCAGAUGGAGCUGCUGAUUACCUAUGCCACCCACUUCUGCUGCUGAAUUCAGAAUCCAAAAAGCCAAGAUGGCCUUUCUCCAAAAGAGGAGUGGGCAAAGACAAACACAAGCGCACAUCCGAUAUGGAAAACUGCCUGUCCUCUGUGAAAAUUACCAACUUCAGGGGCUAUGACUUCUACAGUCUGAAGGAUAAGACCUGGGAUGAAGUCAUGGAAACACAUCACAAACUCCUGACCAAUCAAUUAGACUUGAGAAAGCAGCAAGAGGCCAUGUGGGAACUUUUCACAAGUGAAUGCACCUAUUUUUUGGACCAUUUAUUAGUUCUUAAGAUGAUCUUUAUGAAUACACUAAAAUAUCUGCAAACUCAUGAAUAUCUCCUAGAUGUGGAUUUAUGGAGACUUUUUGCAAACCUGGAGGAGUUAACUCAGACAAGCCUUGGUUUUGUGAACAGUCUCUUUGGCAUUAUCAAGGACUAUGUAGACGCUUCUGAUAUUUCCUCAUCACUGGAUUUUAUUUCCGUACUCACAAAGUAUUUCCGAGGGAGUCUCUGUCAGAGCCACCAGACCUACUGCCUGAACUAUUCAGCUGCUAUCUUUUAUCUUGAGAGCCUGAGGCAGAGAGAUGACUUUGGAAUUUAUUUAAAAUGGUGUGAGCAAAAUGAACAAUGCAGACGGCUCCACCUGCCUGAGCUACUAGUGGCCCCACUUCAGAGGCUCACUCGAUAUCCGUUGUUGCUGAAGAAUAUCUGGAAAAGGAGCAUGGACUCUGCUGAGAAAAUCAUGAUCUACUCCAUCAAGGAAAAGGUGGAAAAGUCCAUCCGGGACCUUGAAGGAAAAGUGAAAUGGCUGGACAAUUUCCAAAAAUUUAGAUAUCUACAGGAGAUUAUAGUGUGGCCACCGCUUUGGGAUAGAGAUAAAAGGUUUUUCAUUCCAGAGUGUUUGAAACACAUUUUUAAAGAACACACAGCAGAAAACAUCUUGUCACCAACCAACAGACACCUUCUCUACGAAGGAAAAUUAACUCUGGCAGAAAGCACAAGAUUCCUAGAUGUUUAUCUGUUUCUCUUCAAUGAUUUCCUCUUAGUUACGAAAACUAAGCGCAACAAAAAGAAACUUGGAGGCUCAGACCCUGGUUUAAUGUGUCCUUCUCUUACUCCUGAGUUGCAAGCAGUAAUAAAAGAGGGUGGUUCGUGUACAGUACUCGAUCAGCCUAUUCCACUAGAUAGGUUGGUAGUCAAAAGUAUUGAACCACUCCAUGUGUCAGUCUUUGGGCUGAGAAAUGCUUUUCUUAUACAACACGAAAACAGAUAUCGACAGUGUAUAGCAGCAUUCUUAUUACAAGCCCAAACGGAAAACAUCAAAAAAACAUGGAUGGCACAAAUAACAACUGCAAUUUCUUGCUUUACCAAGAGUCAGGAAACCAAGAAAAUACCUUUAUUCACAUUGCCCGCUGAAUCCUCUGAAAUUUAGGGACCUAAAAUAAGUAGCAUGCCUUUUUAGAAGAUUAGGGUUUAAGUUAUUAUUUCAUUCAAACUUUUGUAACACUUAGCUAGUGAUAAGCUAGAAGGAAAUUUGCAUUUUAAAGAAGUUCCAGAAUUUGAAAAUUUGAGCUAGGAAAAUCCUCAGUAUAGAGGAGUAAUGACUGCAACAAGUUUGAACUCUGAGGAAUUUCUUGACAGAUACAUACCGACAUCCAGAUUACCUUCUAAUGCUUUCGUCAAGCUUGUAAGAGGUGUGAGUGAAGAAAGGUGCUAAUUUGUAAAGGGUGAAUGAUCAGAUAAAUGGAGUAUCAGAAGGAAAACAAUGUUCACUGCUUGUGUCCAAUAUGAACUCCAGCAUCUUACUUUGUGUGUAUCUAUAAAAUAAUGAAACCAAUUUUCCUUCAUGGCUUGUCAGUCUUAACUGCUUUAUAGUCCUGCCUCAAACACAAUGAUAGUUCUUUAGAUACAAAGCUUGAUUGUUCUUUUAAUAUACAAAGCGAUAAAUAAGUACAUUUUAAUAGCAGUUUUAAAAUUCCUAUUCUCAAACUCCUCUCAGGUAUACUUUACAGUACUCUAACGUGGAAGUAGAAAACCCCAAAGACUAAAUUCCAUUACUUUAAGAUAGCGGAGGGAAAAAAAUCUGGCUUUCACCAGUUAACCCUUUUGCAUGGCUUUUCUUGGCCUGUUGUGUAGAUUUUCAUAGACAUAGUAAGGUAUCUGUCUCUUUAUUUUUUGAAGAAUGAUGGUGUUUGCCAUAAAAAUACUUUCUGGUUUUGAUUGGUGUGUGUGUGUGUGUUAGCACAGUACAGUCACUUAAUUUUAUUUGGCAGGACUUCAAAUUUCUUCAGAAUUUUUAUCAUGAAAGGCAGCUGGAAUAAUUAUUAUAUUAUGACAGGACAUAUACUAUUAACUACAUUCAAGGAACUAGUUCUUAGGGUCAGAUUAUUGCAUCAAAUGGAAGUCCACAAACUUCCACUUCAGGCUCGUACCUUUUGCAAUUUGCAAAGUGAAAGUAGUAAAUUUAUCAAAUUUGGUUGCAAGGCAACUGAAGCCUUAGCUGAUUUUGUUAAGCUAAAGAAUGGGAUAGAGAGGAUAAUAUUUGGGCAAGUCAUGUGCACAGUAAUUCCUUGAGGAAGGUGAAAUUUCACCAUGCAAACAAAGCAGUAAAGACAAGUGCAGCAGAAAGGCUUUUGUACAAGGCAAGCACUAUUAGAAUGGAGACUAAUAAUCUCUUUAUAAUAAUGUCAGACAUUUAAUAGAAGAAAAAAAUAAAAGGACAAUCUAGAGGACAGUAACUAUUGUUAAUAGCUAAGAAUAAAUGAGGUGGGGGGAAGGCAAAGGGGAGAAUAGACUUCAAGUGAAUUUCUAGAGAUGGCAUCUGGAUGGAACUAAAAGCAGUUAUGUCCAGGAGAAAACAAUAUAGAUUAUGCAAGAGAGGAUUUUAUAAAGAAAUUUCUGGCUGAAAAAAAUUUUUAAAUUAACAAUCGUCUUGCAAAUUUUUUAGAUAUAAACCAACCUCAGAGGUGAGCAGUGGACUAAGACGAGGUGACUUCUCAAACUCCUGUAGUCCCAUGAAUCCAGCAACCACAGGCUGACUUACAUGUAUAAAGGUAGUUGUCUCCCUCUGAAUCUCAUUAAACGGAGAGACAGACUGACUAAAUCAACAAAAUAUGUAAAACAGCUCAAGAAUACACUGCACAUAAACUGGAAUUCUAUAAAGCUCACAAAAUACAUGUCUAAUAUACAAUAUAUUAGAUGCUUGAGGAUAUGCACAUUAAACUCUUCAGAGGGUUUAGAAUGAAGCACAUUCAAAUGAAGGGAUCGUGGGGGUCAGAACAAAAACCAUUCUAGAACCGUGGCACCCAGGAAGAAAAACAAUGGCACAUUGGGCCUUCCAAAAAGUAUCUUUGGGGACAGGAAGGAGAAAAAAAUAAAUAAAUAAAAUUUUUAAGUAUCUUUAUGAAAUAAGGGAUUAAUUACAUAUUUUUUAUUUUUGUUUUUAGUUUUGUUAAUUCUCUACAAUAUUAAAUGGAAUGUCUAAAACAAAAUGGCAUUAAUUUCUCGAGAUCAGGAAUUUAAUUACUAUUCUAAAUUGAACAACAUUAAAACACCACUGUCUAUAUCCAAGUGCAAAGUCCUAAUAUUCUGUAAAUAAAUUAAUGCAAAAUGGUUAAUAUAGUGUUCUCUCUUUUGUUAGACAAAACAAUUUAUAGUCACAGAAUACAACUAGUUUAGAAAGAAAUGUUUUUUAAUAUAAUAUUUAAACAUAUUAAAAAAAACCAAAAGCAACAAUUCAAUAAGGAUCCUUCCAUUGUUCUUUAUACAGAUUUAAAUGCUGUCGUGUACUUUAUCAGUUACAUUUAUAAUUAAUAACCUCCCAAUCACUGAGUUUAGAAAUUGCAGUAUUUACUGAGCUAACCUUUCUCACAAAAUAAGGCACAACUACAUGAUCACAAGUAGUAAACACAGUACAAAUAAUGAACCCAAAAACUAAAUAAGAAAAUGUUCAUGCAAAAGUAUCUACAGAAGUUAUGAAUAUAUGAUCCAGUUCAAGGAAUUACAGAAUGUCAUAUACACAACUGCAUUGUGUUACAAUAAAUUUAUUACUUCUACACAGAAAGAACUUAGUGACUUCUAAUUCUAUUUUAUACAAUUUUACAUCAAUUUAGUAAGUUUAUGCACAAUAUUCACAUCUGCAACAAUAACAAAUUGAUCAUUAAAAUUUGGGCUAAGGGCAAUUAAGACAUGAUAAUGUGUGGCACAUGAUAAUUACAGAAUACCAUUCAUCAAGCUCAUGUCUAGGAAUACUAUAAUGGUGGCACAUUUAAAUUUUAUGGAUCAAAUCAUCCAUGGUUUUACAGCCAAAGUGCAUUUUU